Molecule: messenger RNA, 1938 nt
Organism: Arachis ipaensis
Lineage: Eukaryota; Viridiplantae; Streptophyta; Magnoliopsida; Fabales; Fabaceae
Product: protein FAR1-RELATED SEQUENCE 5-like
Biological process (GO): regulation of DNA-templated transcription
Source: RefSeq, a predicted model, not a curated record
AUGACAAAGCAACCGAUCAACCAAUCUAUCCAUUGCAAUCGGAAGGGUUUCCGGGCGUCUCGUGUCAAGUCACCCAUACGGAAGAACACAAUGGCAGGUGUGGGAUGCAGAGCAAGAAUAUAUGCAAAGUUCGACAGGAAAAAGCAUGAUUGGGUCUUGUUGAAGGUUGAACUAAAUCACUCGCACCCGUGUUCAACUAAGAAGGCAAUGCACUACCACAAGAACAGGGAGUUAACAAUGCAUGCGAAGUGUAUCAUUGAGGUUAAUGAUGAGGCGGGCAUUCGACCCAACAAGACCUUUCUAGCAUUAGCCAAUGAAGUUGGUGGGCCUUCGAACUUGGGCUUCUCAGAGAAGGACGUCAGGAAUUACAUUUCAUCAAGACUCCGAUCCACAAAUGUCAAUGCAGAUGUCAAGGAAAUGCUGAACUACUUCAUGCGAAUGAAGGAGUUGAAUCCGAACUACUUUUACGCAGUGAAUAUAAAUGAGGAUAACAAGUUUACGAGUGCAGUUUGGGUGGAUGCAAGGUGUAGGGCAUCUUAUGAAUACUAUGGAGACGUGGUCUCAUUUGAUACCACAUACAGCACGAACUGGCAUGGAUUUCCGUUCGCUGCUUUCAUUAGUGUGAACCACCAUGGUAAGUCUACUUUGCUAGGUUACACUCUGCUAGGCAGUGAGGAGAUCUCGAAUUUUGAGUGGGUGUUCACACAAUGGCUGGAGUGCAUGGGAACAGCACCGAAGGGCAUCAUCACAGACCAAUGCAAGUCUAUGUUUGGUGCAAUUAAGAAGUCGGUUGAGGAUUUCGAGGAUCAUUGGACUGAGUUCAUUGAUGACUUCAACUUACAUGACAACAGAUGGCUAUCAGGUUUGUGUCUUUUUAGGAAAAUCAUGUGCCGGAAGUGCUUAGAUGUUGUUGUGUUCUUGUAUUCUGUUAUUGAAAAAGUUCUUAUGCAUGGUUUUGUUUUUGGUGGGUUUGUUUCUGUUUUAGAUCUGUUUGAGGACCGACACAUGUGGGUGCCUAUCUUUUUCAAGGGUCAAUUCUGGGCUUCCAUGAGGAGUACGCAGAGGAGUGAGGGGAUGCAUUUAUUCUUUGGUGGAUACUUAAAUUGUAAGACUAGUUUGGUCCAGUUCAUCCACGAGUUCGACAACGUCCUAGAAACGAAGGAGCAGAAGGAAUUGGAGGACGAUGCUGCAGACUCGAGAGGUCUAAUCCCAUAUUCAACUAGAUCAGCCAUCGAGAGACGAUUUCAAAAAGAGUAUACCAACGAGAUGUUUAGGGAUGUCCAAACAGAGUUUGAGAAGAAGGCUGGUUGCAUUAUUCGUGCCGUGGAUGAACAGGGUAUAUUAUGUUGCCACUGUCUUGUAGUACUUUCAUCUUACAAAGUUAAUGAGGUUCCUUCCUGCUAUGUUUUACCUCGUUGGAGCAAGAACAUAAAGCGCAAGCACACCUACAUUAAGAGUAGCCACGAUGUUAGACGUUCAGAUGAAAGCCACAACAUAUUCAGAGGGUUGUGUGCACAUUUCUACAACGUUGCGCAGGAAUUCGUGGAUUGUGAUGAUGAGGCAGACAUGCUGCAUAAUGUUCUAGAGGAUGCAAGGGCCAAGCUAGUAGAUUACCGUGGCAGGAUGCAAAAUAACACCGUCCCUACUACACACAAUAGCAUCGCCACAGUCCCUUCAACCGUUUUCGGCACAGUGGACAUUCAGGCCCCAUCAAAGAUUGUGGGUAAAGGACAAUGCCGGUGGUUUUCUGGCCAACUUCCAGGUGACGGGGCCAUGGAUGCUCGCCUGCUGCUUCACGUCUUCCCAAUGGAGGCGCCGAUGGAUGGUCGGUUCGGCGGGUGGCAGGGUGGACGAUGGGUUGCAAUGAAAAAGAAGCGGCUAACGUGGGAAGGUCUCCCUUCGUCAAUGCCGUUUCAAAUGGCUGUGAGGGAAGGCUAA